This is a messenger RNA of Pelobates cultripes (western spadefoot toad), 1365 nucleotides long. Lineage: Eukaryota; Metazoa; Chordata; Amphibia; Anura; Pelobatidae. The record is from the annotation of a GenBank genome assembly.
GAAUAUUGGCGUUUACACAUAAUCUGGUACAUAAACUGCAAAAAUGAGAGAUCGACUUCAAGAAUUUAUUAAGAAAGCAAAAGAUUUAGAAUCAGAGUCAUCAAAAACACCUGAAUGCACUUUGACAGACAACAGUGAACCACUUGAGAUAAGGCAGCAGGCGGUUAUAUUUGAAAAAGAGCCUAUCCUACAAAGCUACUUGGAUGAAAUCCACAAAAUUCAGAAGGAUAUCAACCAGCUUUCUGAAAACGUAAAAAAAUUUGGGGAGCAGCAAAAAAUACUUGUGUCGUCAAUGAGACGAUUCAGCGUUCUAAAAAAGGACAGCAGUAUUACAAAGGACAUCAAACUCCAGACUGAGAACAUUAAAAAGCGACUGGAUCUGUUAGCUCAGCACGCUAGAAAGGCAGAAGCAGACUGUGGUGCAUCAUCGGGCCUCUCCAGGAUUCUAAAGACCCAGCAUGCUGCCCUCUUUAAAAACUUUCAAAAUGCCAUGCUCCAAUACAACCAAACAAUUACAGGAAAGCAAGACAAAUGUAAAACGUUUAUUAGAAGGCAGCUCGAAGUAGCUGGAAAAGAUAUAUCUGAAGAGGAGAUCAACACGAUGGUGGAACAAGGCCAGUGGGAUGUCUUCAAUGAGAAUCUGCUCACAGAUGUAAAGAUCACUAAGGCACAGUUAUCGGAGAUUGAGCAGAGACACAGAGAGUUGCGGAGUUUAGAAAAUCAGAUGAAGGAACUGAAAGACAUAUUUUUCCAGAUUUCUCAGUUAGUAGAAGAACAAGGUGAAAUGAUUGAGAAUAUUGAAAUGGUUACCAAAAAGACAGAAGAUCACGUCCAGAGAUCAAAUGAAACAUUUAAACAGGCAGUUAAAUGGAAAAAGAAAAACCCAUGCAAAACACUAUUUUGCUGUUGUUUCCCUUGUUGCUAACGAGGAACAGAACAAGAUUUUGAUGUUUAUGUAAUUGAACUCUACAGUGAAACAUACAAGGACCAUGUUUUACAAGCUUAAAGAAUCACUCCAUGCUCAACAAACCGCUCUGGUACUAGAAUGUUUUCUUAAUCAGGGCACAGAGAGGUUUCUGGACGAUCCGUAUUAAAAACAACAAUAAACAGUAACAAUAAUCCAAUAAGGUCAGAUUCUGCUUUAUUAGCCUUUCUAAAAAAGAAAACAUUUAUUUGGUUGUAAUGCCUUGUCUUAUGCUCUUUAAAGGACCACUAUAGUGCCAGGAAAACAUACUCGUUUUCCUGGCACUAUAGUGCCCUGAGGGUGCCCCCACCCUCAGGGUCCCCCUCCCGCCCGGCUCUGGAAGGGGGAAAGGGGUUAAAACUUACCUUUUCCCAGCGCUGGGCGGAGAGCUCUCCUCCUCC